UUGCUAGCAAAGCGGGCGUUUGGAGCGGCAAAAACCUAAAGUAAUAAAAAAUAGUUAGAAAAAUAAAACAAAAAUAAACAAUAACACAAUUUGUUUGUUAACAUGCUAGCAAUUCCUCCGAACAAUUCUCUACCUCAAAUUCCAAUUGCUGGGCAAAAGUAAGAAGUUCCACGCCAAAUUAAGAAUCAAAACUCGUAAAAACGACAAACACAAGCGAAACGAAACAAAACACAAACAACAACAAAAAAUAAAUAGUGCAACAACUAAUAUACAUACAUAUAUAUAUAUAUAGCAAGUUUACUAUAUUUAUAUAUAUAAAAACCAACAAGUGCCCAUAAUAAUUAUAUAUACACAUAAGUAAAUAAAUCAUUUAACAUCGUCAUAAUGAGGAUCAUUUGCUGUGGCGGUAAUAGUGGCAAAAUGGACAUGAAAAACAAUUCGGACCCCAAAAAGGGUGAUGAGGCGGUAGCGGAGACCGAAGGCACAUAUUCCGGAUUGGGUGUACGUCAUUUUCAAGCUUUCCUGCUUUUCUGUGGUCUAACUGUGGCCUAUGCCUCGCGUGUCAAUCUCUCUGUGGCCGUGGUGGCCAUGACAGAUGCUGCCAGCGUUAAUCCCGAUUAUCCUGAAUACGAUUGGUCGGAGAAGACGAAAUCCCUGCUGCUGAGUAGUUUCUUUUGGGGCUAUGUCAUCACACAAGUACCAGCAGGUCAGCUGGCACGAAAAUUUGGUGGCAAAGUCACUCUAUUGAGUGGUCUCUCCAUUUGUUCGGUUCUAAACAUCCUGACACCUCUGUUCGCCGAUCUCGGUGGCUGGCAAUUGGUUUGUGCCCUGCGUGUGGUUGAGGGCUUGUGCCAGGGCUUCGUCUUCCCAUCGGUUCACACCAUUCUAUCGGGUUGGGCCGUACCCAGAGAACGUGCCACCCUGGGCACUUAUGUAUAUGUGGGCAAUCAGUUUGGUACCAUCGUUAUGAUGGCCACCAGUGGUGUAUUGGCUGCCUCAGCUGGCGGCUGGCCAAGCAUAUUCUAUGUCUCUGGCGGAAUUGGAUGCGUCUGGGCUGUGGCCUAUUAUUUCUGGGGUGCCAGUUCACCUGCGCAAUGCAAACAAAUCUCACAGGAGGAAUUGAAACUGAUUGAAAUGGGUCUCGCUGAGGAAUCGUCUGCUAGUGCGGAUCAACCCAAGGUGCAUUUGUCUACCCCAUGGCUGGCUAUAUUCAGCUCACCUGCCUUCCUUGUCCUGAUUGUGGCUCACAGUGCUCACAAUUGGGGCUUCUGGACACUACUCACCGAAAUUCCUAGCUACAUGAAGAAUAUUCUUGGCAAGGAUAUCAAAUCGAAUGCUCUACUCUCAGCUCUGCCAUACUUCUGCAUGUUCUGCAUGUCCUUUGUCUUCUCAGCCAUUUCGGAUCAGCUGAACAAACGCAAUUGCAUCUCCACCGUUACCAGCCGUAAGCUUUUUAACUCGAUUGGUUUAUGGAUUCCCAUGGUUACCCUGAUUGGUCUGGCCUAUGUCGAUACCGAUGAGAGCACCACAGCCGUGGUCCUUCUCUGUUUCACUGUGGGCAUGAAUGGUUCCACCUAUUUGGGUUACCAAAUGAAUCAUAUUGAUUUGUCGCCCAAUUUCGCUGGUGUUCUGAUGGGCAUCACGAAUUGUGUGGCCAACAUAAUGAGUAUUAUUGCCCCACUUUUGGUUGGCUUCAUUGUUACAAAUGAGCACGAUGCCACGCAAUGGCGUGUGGUCUUCUUUAUUGCUGCCGGCGUCUAUCUGGUGGGCAAUGGACUCUUUGUCAUCUUCGGCAAGGCCAACAUUCAACCCUGGAACGACCCACCAGCAUCUAAGCAAGCUCGUCGCAACUCUUCUCCCCAGGUGGAGUCGCAAAACUAAACUGAAUUUAAUGACUUAUAACUAGAGAGAGCCUAUGUGUGAGAGAGAAAACCGCACUAGUCAACUAGUUCACUUUUUUCCAACCAAAACUCAGUUGUAAUUUCCCUUUCCUUAAUAGCUUCUGCCUCUGUGUAUAAGUUUUUUUUUUUGUGUAAAUUGUAUUCCACAUUAUGUAUAUAAGAUUAGUUUAAAUUUUAGCUUUAAGGCCUUGUUGCAUAUGUGUAUAAAUGUUAACAAAAUGUAAAUAAGAUGUAUAAAACAAAAA
This is a messenger RNA of Drosophila willistoni, 2146 nucleotides long. Its product is annotated as putative inorganic phosphate cotransporter. The transcript has 4 exons. Bases 385 to 1881 code for a protein of 498 amino acids. Gene Ontology annotation, cellular component: plasma membrane. Lineage: Eukaryota; Metazoa; Arthropoda; Insecta; Diptera; Drosophilidae. Gene Ontology annotation, biological process: transmembrane transport; monoatomic anion transport. The record is from RefSeq and is a predicted model, not a curated record. Gene Ontology annotation, molecular function: transmembrane transporter activity.